AUGUCAUAAGAAGAAGAGUAUUACGAAGACGAAGACUACUUCGCUAAUUGUGGGGACGAUGGACAAUAUGAUGACAAUGAAGAAUACUAUGAAGAAGAGAAAGUUUAAUAGGAUGAUUCUUAAAAAAUUUAUCUAGCUUGUGAAAAUAGACUAUAUUAAAAUGAGGCAAUCGAGGUAGUAAUUUAAAAUUACACUCUAUUAAUUAAGCAAAUAGCAAAAGAAAAUGGUAUUUCAGAAGGCUGCGCUUUUUUAAUUAUGCAAGCAAAUAACUAUGAUAAAAAUAAGCAAGAUAAUAUCCCCAAUCACUUGAUAGAUACAAUUUUCUAUUAAGAAUCAAAUGAUCUAGUGGCAUGUAAAGAUAACAAAGAAUGUUUGCUUUGCUUUGAUGAUAUAACAUAAAAUAAAGGAUAUUCUCUUUAUUGUAAACAUUAUUUUUGCAUGUCUUGCUUUAAAGAAUAUGUAAAAGCUUGCUUAUAAGAAGGUUCUUCAAUUUUAUAGAAAAAAUGCCCCAUGGUAGGAUGCUAAGAAAGAUUAGGAUUAAGUGAUAUCUUUUUAUUUCUGACUCAACCUAGAGAAAGAAAUUUAAUUUGUAAAUUUCUUCUAAACGAUAUUUUGCAACACAAUAAAUUGUUGGUAUAGUGCCCUCAUAGCGAGUGUGACAACAUUUUAGAUUUUGGAAAUAACGUUAUUGUCUAAGGAAAAUAAUUGAAUCUAAAAUGUAAAUGCUCUAAAGGUUACUUCUGCUCAUCAUGUAAGGAAGAUGCUCAUCUACCUUGUUCCUGUAGUAUGCUUAAAACUUGGAUGGAGCUUAUACAAGGUAAAAAUUAAGAUAGUCUUAAUACAAUAUGGUUUUAGCUAAACACUAAACCUUGUCCUAGAUGUAAGGUUUUGAUAGAAAAAAAUCAAGGUUGCAUGCACAUGAAUUGUAAAAAUUGCAAUUUCCAUUUUUGUUGGCUAUGUUUAGGUGAAUAUGUUAAUCAUGAAGACUUUUAUUCCUGCAAUAAGUAUAAAAAAGAUGAUGCCAAAGAUUUGUCUAAGGAAUAGUAAACUCUUAAAAAAUAUGAAUUCUACACUGAGAGAUUUAAAGACCAUUUAAAUGCAGCAAAAUAUACUCAAAAAGAAUCUUAAAAUUAAAUUGAUAAUUUAAAAUUAAAUAUGAAAGAAACUUUCAAAGAAGAUAAAAAAAUAGAAGAAGAAAUUUAGUUUUAUGUUUCUGCAUAUGAUAUUCUAAUUGAAGCUAAGAAGUGUAUAUCAUACACUUAUCCAAUUGGCUAUUAUAUAGAAUAACACAAGCUUGGAUAUUUUGAAUUCUUGCAAGGAGAAUUAGAAAAAAAUAUAGAACCUUUUGAAUAAAAAUUGAAUAAAGUUAAAUUCUAAGAAUUAUUUUCAAAUGAUAAUGAAAAUUAGAAAUUUUUUCAAUAUAAAGCCGAAAUUAUUUAACAUACAUCAAUAAUUAAAAAAUACCUAACAAAUAUGUUGAGAGAUCUAGGGGAAGAGCUUCCUGAUCUUGAUAUUAAAUAAAUGAAAAUGAAAUCCAAAGCAUAUUCAAAAUUAAGCAAGAAAUAUUCCCAAAUACCACAUUAAGAAAACAUAAAGGCUGAAGCUCAUCUAGAAACUGAUUAUCCCAUUUUAAUGUGUGAUGACUGCAAAAUUAAUCCUAUCUAAAAUGAUUAUGGCUUAUGUAAUGCAUGCUUAAAUUCAAGAUAUGAAAAUUGA
Messenger RNA from Tetrahymena thermophila SB210, 1716 nucleotides. RefSeq names its product IBR domain protein. Gene Ontology annotation, biological process: ubiquitin-dependent protein catabolic process; protein polyubiquitination; positive regulation of proteasomal ubiquitin-dependent protein catabolic process. The transcript has a single exon. NCBI's taxonomy places the organism in Eukaryota, Ciliophora, Oligohymenophorea, Hymenostomatida, Tetrahymenidae. Gene Ontology annotation, molecular function: ubiquitin protein ligase activity; ubiquitin conjugating enzyme binding; zinc ion binding. The record is from RefSeq and is a predicted model, not a curated record. Gene Ontology annotation, cellular component: cytoplasm; ubiquitin ligase complex.